UUCGUUUUUGACAUUUCUUUUUCAACGAGCUGUCAGCGUUUACGGAGCGCUUUCCGGCUCGUAUUUUAAAUCCGAAGUAAUCUCGUUGGAUUUUAUAUUUUAAUUUGUGUAAGGCAAAUAAUACUACUACACAAUGCCGCCUAAGUUUGACCCAAACGAAAUUAAAAUCGUUAACUUAAGGUGUGUUGGUGGAGAAGUUGGUGCUACCUCAUCUUUGGCCCCUAAAAUUGGUCCUCUUGGUCUUUCUCCUAAAAAGGUUGGCGAUGACAUUGCUAAAGCUACCAGUGACUGGAAGGGCCUAAAAAUCACAGUACAACUUGUUGUACAAAACAGGCAAGCUCAGAUUUCUGUGGUCCCGUCUGCUGCCGCCCUUAUCAUUAGGGCUUUGAAAGAACCUCCCCGUGACAGGAAGAAGCAAAAGAACAUUAAACACAAUGGGAAUAUCACAUUAGAAGAUGUUGUAACAAUUGCUAAAACAAUGCGGGCACGUUCAAUGGCAAGAGAGCUGUCUGGCACAGUUAAGGAGAUCCUCGGCACAGCACAGUCUGUUGGGUGCACCAUUGAUGGCAGGCCUCCACAUGACCUCAUUGAUGACAUCAAUAGUGGUGCUUUAACUAUUGAUGAAUAAAUGGGACCUCUUUUGAUUUUA
Molecule: messenger RNA, 649 nt
Organism: Papilio xuthus (Asian swallowtail)
Lineage: Eukaryota; Metazoa; Arthropoda; Insecta; Lepidoptera; Papilionidae
Source: RefSeq, a predicted model, not a curated record